Clunio marinus is the source of this 1879-nucleotide messenger RNA. The record is from the annotation of a GenBank genome assembly. NCBI's taxonomy places the organism in Eukaryota, Metazoa, Arthropoda, Insecta, Diptera, Chironomidae.
GUUUGUUUAUUUUUUUGGUUUGUCUGUUUAUGUUUUCCAACAAGUUAAUUGUGACUGAAAUUUCAGAUGACGAAUUCACAACGACGUAUCGAUUUAGAUCGACUUUCACGAAAUGUAUCUGCAAAUAAAAACUUUGAAGAUUAUUCAACGGCAUUGUGUCAAAUUCAAAGAAAUUCCGCUUCAAGAUCGUUAAGCCGAAGAUUGGCUGAAGAAAAGAAAGAAAAAGAGAUAGAACAGCACUUGUUACAAGCUGAAGAAGAAUCUCGUCUCAAGGAAGAAAAAUUAAUUCAUGAUCAAAAAUUAGCUUGCGAGGAGUCUAAAAGAAUUCGUCAAGAAUACCACGAGCGUAAAUUACGACAACAGAUAAGAGAAAACAAUCAAGAAUUACGUGAACUUGAGUCAAAAUUAAGAACAGCUUAUGUUUCAAAAACCCUUGCAGCUCAGAAAAAAGAACUCGAAGCUUUAGCUCUUGCAGAAAAACUUCAACAGAAAGAGGAGAGAAAAAUGUUGGAAAAAGCUCGAUUAGAUCAUUUAGAGGAACAGAAAAAGAAACAGGAAAUUGAUCGUGAACGUAAAAAAAAGCUUCAUGACGAUCUCACGAAACAAAUUAUGUCUGCUCAUCAACAACAUCAGAAACUUUACGAGGAGUUCUUACGUGAAAAAUAUUAUCUUGAUGAGAUUGCUGCACGUGUCAAACAAGAGUUGUUGGAAGAAACACAAAAGAAGAUUGCACUUAAAGAGAAAACCAAGCAAGAAAUGGACGCUUUUAAAAUAACAAAAAAAGAACUCGAAAAAAUGCAAAAUAUAGAAACUGAAGAAGAAAAUCAACGAAUUAUCGAAUACUGCCAAUAUCGUGACAAAAAAAUACAGGAAGAAGAGAGACGUGCUAAGGAACUUGAAGAAAAUCGCAAGAAUCUCAACGAUAAAAUGGUUGCUGAACUUUCAGAACUAAACGAAAAGAAAGCUAAACGCGAGGAGCUUCUUCAAGAAUUGUGGGCGUUUGAACAAAACGAAAAAGUUGAAGAACGAAUGCGAGAACAACUUGAGUACAGGUUUAGAAUUCGCAUUGAAGCUCGUUUAGCUUUGGAAGAUCAAUUGAUGGAUAAAGAAAAAAGGAAGCAGCUUGAAGAACAAGAAGAUAAAAUUUAUUGGCAAAAGCAACUCGAAAUGCUUGCAGAACGUGACAGGGUUGAUCAAUUGUCACACGAAAAGCGCCGUCAAAAACUGAUACAGCAUCGAAAAGCAAUUAGGGAAAUGAUGGAAGAAAGAAAAAUACAAAAAGCUCUGAAUUUAGCGGAAGAAAUAAAACAACAAGACUUAGAACAGCAAAGAGAGCAACGACGGCAAGAAAUUGUUGAAGAAGAACGCGUUAAAAUCAUUCAAGAGCAUGCAAAAGCUCUGAUGGGUUUUUUACCCUCUGGCGUUUUACGUGAAAGUGACCGUAAGUAUUUGCCAAUGAAUUCCAAGAUUGAGUAAUUGAUACAAUUUUACGAAUAAUAAACCUUAGACGCGUAAUAAAAUGUUUAAACAAAAAAAAGGUAGCAUAUUGAGUACAUAAUAAAUAUGCAAAUAAAAAUUGCAAGAACAAAAAUUGAAGACCAUUAAAUUAAAUUAAGCUUAAAACACGGUUGAAAGAGUUUCACUGAAAUUCAGUGAAUUGAUGUUUUUAAGCUCUUAUUCAAAUAUGGAUCUCUUAAAUAAUUUUUAAUGUGGACUGAAUAAAAAACGUUAUUUGACCUUCCAGAAACUUUUCAUUUACAAUGAAGCUACUUCAUUAAAAUUGAUUACCCGAAAGGGAAGUAAACUUAGUAAGGAGAUGAUUCUAGGUCGAUCUUUUUAAUUCAAUGAACUGUUUUAUAGCUAAAACAAGAAAUUCUGC